GAGGCUAGCCAGGGCGCUUUCAUUGCACGGAGGGGCUUCGGUCUCAGGUCUGAAGAAAAAGAAGAAGAAGAAGAAGAAAGAUGGCAUCAGGCUGCCUGAAAGUCACAAAAUAUUUUCUUUUCCUUUUCAACCUCCUUUUUUUUUUUAUCCUGGGUGCUGUCAUCCUAGGUUUUGGAAUAUGGAUUUUGGUGGACAAAACAAGCUUCAUUUCAGUUCUACAGACCUCAUCAUCAACUACAAAAGUUGGAGCAUACAUUCUUACUGGAGUAGGAGCUCUCACCAUGUUAAUGGGGUUUCUGGGCUGUGUUGGAGCGGUCAAUGAGAUUCGCUGCCUCUUGGGACUGUAUUUUACCUGCCUGUUGCUGAUCCUCAUAGCCCAAAUAGCUGCCGGCCUUCUGAUCUAUUUCCAGAGGAAUGCACUUAAAGCGGAAAUGUCUGGGAUUGUUAGCGAACUUGUCCAGAAUUAUAAUCCUUAUGAUGAAACCAACAGGACCCUUGAAAAUGCUUGGGACUAUGUCCAGUUACAACUGCAUUGCUGUGGUUGGACUGGGCCAGAAACUUGGAAAAAACAACACACUUCUUCAGGAAAAAAACAGACAUUCUUUCCUUGCUCUUGCUUCAAUGACUCCCUUAAUGUGCCAUCCGAAGUGGGUUUCUGCUCCCUGGAUAUUACUGCCAACUCUACAAUAAUGGAUGACUCGCCAAUUAAAAGCAGGGAUGUAUGAAAGGUGUGCAGAAUUGGUUGCAAGAUAACCUUGGCAUCAUCCUUGGAGUGUGCACGGGGGUUGCGGUCAUUGAGUUGCUGGGAAUGGUGCUCUCUAUCUGCCUCUGCAAGAACAUUCACACU
Molecule: messenger RNA, 847 nt
Organism: Thamnophis elegans (Western terrestrial garter snake)
Lineage: Eukaryota; Metazoa; Chordata; Lepidosauria; Squamata; Natricidae
Gene: CD82
Product: CD82 molecule
Exons: 10
Coding region: 81-725 (214 amino acids)
Cellular component (GO): membrane
Source: RefSeq, a predicted model, not a curated record